Prunus mume (Japanese apricot) is the source of this 627-nucleotide messenger RNA. Its product is annotated as mediator of RNA polymerase II transcription subunit 21-like. Gene Ontology annotation, molecular function: transcription coregulator activity. Gene Ontology annotation, biological process: regulation of transcription by RNA polymerase II. Gene Ontology annotation, cellular component: mediator complex. The record is from RefSeq and is a predicted model, not a curated record. NCBI's taxonomy places the organism in Eukaryota, Viridiplantae, Streptophyta, Magnoliopsida, Rosales, Rosaceae.
GAUCUGCGUUUUGGGGACGAAUUUGAGCGAGAUGGAUGCAAUCAGCCAAUUACAAGAGAAAGUGAAUACAAUCGCGACAAUCGCGUUCACUACCAUCGGAACGCUGCAGAGGGAUGCGCCGCCGGUCCGAAUCUCUCCGAAUUACCCAGAAGCCGGAUCUGGGCCGACUCCGGCUCCGAAUCCGAACCCGACCCCGACCCCGGCAGCGGACAGUGACGCGGAUUUCGCGAAGCAACCCAAGCUGAUGAGUGCUGAGCUAGUGAAGGCAGCUAAGCAGUUUGAUGCAUUGGUGGCGGCACUUCCGUUGUCUGAGGGGGGAGAGGAAGCUCAGCUGAAGAGGAUUGCACAACUUGAGGCUGAAAAUGAUGCUGUGGGCCAACAACUUGAGAAGCAACUGGAAGCUGCAGAGAGAGAAUUGCAAGAGGUCAGAGAGUUGUUUGGACAAGCAGCAGAUCACUGUUUGAACUUGAAGAAACCAGAAUGAAGAGCCUAGUGCAAGCAGCAGUUAUUGACGUACAUGUUAAUGGUGUAAGUUUGAUUAGGAAGAUGUAAUUUUGACUGGAAGAAGGGCCAGAAUUUCAAAUAUAACUGACGGUAUUUAGAAACCACCUUUUAUUUGUGGGCAAA